This is a messenger RNA of Trypanosoma theileri, 1671 nucleotides long. RefSeq lists its product as uncharacterized. Gene Ontology annotation, molecular function: 3'-5'-RNA exonuclease activity. NCBI's taxonomy places the organism in Eukaryota, Euglenozoa, Kinetoplastea, Trypanosomatida, Trypanosomatidae. The record is from RefSeq and is a predicted model, not a curated record. The transcript has a single exon. The coding region runs from base 1 to 1671 and encodes 556 amino acids.
AUGCUUCGUCGCAGUGUGUGUUGCCUUGACGGCUCCAAUGUUAUUGGCGGCCCUGUGCAGGGACUCACAGGCGGAAUGCGAAGUUUAAUUCAACCGUGUUUGGCGGAGAAUAUACUGCGAGAGGCCGCUGCGGCGCGGCUGCGAAGUGUUGAGUUAACAGAGAUGCGCCCAGCGGAGGGGAACUCUAUAUAUAAACCGACACUUCCACGUGCCUGGGUGAAGGCGCCUCUCUCACGACUCUCCACCUCUUUAUCACGUCGGGAUUGGUUUCGGCUCAUGCAAUUUAAUAUAAUGACGGAUGCCUGGAAUGGAGUUCAAACAGAAAAAGAAAAAGAAAUAAUAUCAACAUCAACAUCAUCAACAACACCUGUGCAAGGUGUACAAGUGUAUAUUCCUGGAUUUACAAGAUCUGGAGAAGAUCCGGAUGCUUUUUUACCGUAUGAUCCUUCUAUUGAUACAGAGGUACCACCAUUCCUUCAACCAGACUUUAAACGGGCAUAUUUAGUAAAUGAGAUUAGAUACUAUGAUCCGGAUAUUGUUUCUCUACAAGAGGUUAAUAGAUCCUUUUUUAAUAACGUUUUGUGGAAGUAUAUUCGGUAUUGUGGUUAUGGAACUUUAUAUCAAUCUAGUCGGGGAUAUAAAGUGCGGGCUUUACGUAAAGGGGAUGAUCCUAAACAAACACGACAUAAGGGAAAAAUAGAUGAAAGAGAAGAUAUUGGAAAUGUCAUACUUUUUCAUAAGGGACGUUUUGUACCCAUUCUUAUGCCAGGAAAAGACCUGGGACAACAUUUUCAUUUUGCUCACAUUGUUUCUAUGCGAGAUAAGGUAACAAACAUGACAUUAAAUGUGGCUUGUAUUCAAUUCACUGCUGGUGAUUCACAAGAGGCGAAACAAAUACGUCUACAUGAGGCUCGUCAAACAAUGCAAAUAUUAGAUGCGUUAAAUCGCAAUGAUGCGGAUCGUGCGCAUAUGUCUAAUGUAAUUUGUGGUGAUUUUAAUAAUAUCGAUGAAGAAGAAGAUUGUGUACAAUUUAUGAGAGAACGUCUCUUCUCUACAUAUGAUGUUGUAGGUGGACCCCGAUGGACGACGUGGUUUCAUGAAGAUAAAAAGGCAAAUGUAAAGUAUCAAAAAUAUUACGCCGCGAAUCGUAAUUGCUAUGAAGAGUGUAGUGCUUCCAAACGUGCGGAACGUGAAAUGGCAAAGUAUGCAAAAACAAGAGAAAGAAUCUCCGUAAAGAAGGAAGAGAUGAAAUCCUCUAUUUCUGCAAAAUUAGUUAACGAAAAAGAUAGUGAUGCGUCUAUUGAUAGGGGAGAGAAAAAGGAGAAAAAAGAGGAGGAGGUCCAGUCACAACAAAAAGAAGAAAAAGAAGAAACAACAAAAAGAAAAGACGAAGGUGAGAAACAACAUCAACAGCAACAAGAGGAUGCGUUAGCGGUAAGGAAGGAAAUUAUGAAGGAAAGAGGUGUUAUCUUUCGCACUCAAGAUUUUAUCUUUUACGAUCCUCAGACAUUGGCCCUUCAUCAAGUACUUGAUAUACCAGAGGAAAUACAUAUUAACGAAGAACAGUUAUUACCCUGCAGUAAUCAUCCAUCACAUCACAUUCAUCUCGUCAUUGAUGUAUCUUUUACCGAUGUACAUCCCGAUGUGGGUUCAAAAUCACUGAAGGAUUAG